AAUCUGGAUAUUUGAGAAGUUUUAUAUUGAAGAUGCCGUGUCCAAACAAGCGCUCCAGGGCAGCCAAAAAAAGACAGGCUGAUUUGAGGUCCAGUAAGAUGCUGGCUGAUGUCGCUGAGUCAGGACAGACUACAGUGGACCGAGAUACCGAGGUUUUGCCAGCGCUACCUCGUAAAAAUAAAGCAAGGGCCGAGGUUUUGCCACCGCUACCUCGUAAAAAUAAAGCAAGGGCCGAGGUUUUGCCAGCGCUACCUCGUAAAAAAAAGGCCAGUGCUCCGCAGUCUUCGGACGCCAACUUUGUUCCCGUACUGCUCCCGUACUGUUCACGUACUGCUCAAACUCAGCCAAACUCUGCUGAAACUCUGCUCAAACUCAGCCAAACUGCUGACUCUCUGAAUAUGUGCCAUGACUCUGCAAACCCACUGUCAAAUACUUUGACUUCUAAUGCUACUAAUGAUUGUUUGAUUGAAUCUGUUGACUUCCCAGAGAGAUCUGUGCUGAUGGGGUCCUUUCAUCAAGGCGAUUCACGGUUUGGAAAUGUGCGCAACAAGCAGUGUGGUGCCAUCAGUUUGACUGCUGUUUUGAAGUCCAAGAUGAAGAACGUGUGGAGUUGGGAAACUCGAGAUCUUGAUGAUGUUUUGAUUAAGGGAACUGUUCUUUACAGGUCAAUGAGUGCACAGGGUAAAAUAAGAGACCAAGGAAGGGGUUACAUUGCUGUGUCUGAAUUGCCUAGACAAUAUGAAGUGUGGAAUUGUGAUUUCUCAAUAAACUUUGCUGAUUCUUACACUGGAUUUAUUCAGGUUGAUGACUAUGACGAUGCUUUACGUGAUGUUGCCAUGCCUUUUGAUGUAGCACUGCAGCGGGCGCUGUUUAGCAAUGAUGCUUCUCUGCAGAUUUGA
Messenger RNA from Alosa sapidissima (American shad), 899 nucleotides. RefSeq lists its product as uncharacterized. The transcript has 4 exons. Bases 33 to 899 code for a protein of 288 amino acids. The record is from RefSeq and is a predicted model, not a curated record. Lineage: Eukaryota; Metazoa; Chordata; Actinopteri; Clupeiformes; Clupeidae.